AGGAAGGAAGAGCCAUUCAUUUUGGAAUUGGCUGAGACAAAGGAUAUGAUGGGUCCUUCAGUAGUCCUUCGCAUUUCCUUUCUCCUUGUCUGUCUUCUCUUGCAGAUAGGGAUGCUCUGGGGCCAGCAAGGGAACAGAGAUGUUUAUGUGGUCUACAUGGGAGCUGUUCCAGCUGAUUCCUCUGGGAACAUUUUGAAGGAAAGCCACCUUCAGCUUCUGGCUUCAGUACUGCAAAGGGGACAGCAUGCAGAAAAGACGCUGAUCCGGAGCUAUAGGCAUGGUUUCUCUGGGUUCGCUGCAAGAUUGUCAAAGGAAGAGGCCCUUGCCAUCGGUAGAAAAGCAGGAGUUGUGUCGGUGUUUGUUGAUCCCAUCUACCAACUCCACACCACUCGAUCAUGGGACUUCCUACAGCAAACAAUGGUGGAGACCGACCCGAAUCCAGAUUCAGACCCAGCCUCAUCAACUCAAGCAUCAGACACCAUUAUUGGAAUCCUAGACACAGGAAUUUGGCCAGAAUCAGAGAGCUUCAGUGAUGAAGGCAUGGGUGCAAUUCCAAGCCGAUGGAACGGGACUUGCAUGAAAGGGACCGAUUUCAAUGCAUCCAACUGUAACAAGAAGCUGAUUGGAGCAAGGUACUACAAGGAUGAUGGAGCUGCAGCGACACCGGUCGGCCGAGCCACCUCCGACUCUCCACGAGAUGAACUUGGUCACGGGACGCACACUGCCUCCACGGCAGGCGGGAAUGCGGUCGUGCAGGCUUCCUACUACGGCCUUGCAGCAGGGACAGCCAAGGGAGGGUCCACCGCAGCCAGGAUCGCUAUGUACCGAGUUUGCACAUUUAACGGCUGUUCUGGGUCUGCAAUUCUGGCCGGGUUCGAUGAUGCCAUCGCCGACGGCGUCGACCUGCUCUCCCUGUCGCUGGGGGCCUCAGCGUACUUCCGGCCAGACUUUGAUGAGGACCCGAUUGCCAUCGGAGCAUUCCAUGCCGUGGCGAAGGGGAUUACGGUGGUGUGCUCCGCCGGGAAUGAUGGACCCGACGCCGGUACGGUGGUGAACGCGGCCCCGUGGAUUCUAACAGUUGCUGCCACGACCAUCGAUCGGCGUUUUGAAUCUGAUAUCGUGUUGGGUGGGAGCAACAAGGCAGUCAGCGGUGAGGCAAUAAACUUCUCUAAUUUGGAGAAGUCGCCAGUAUAUCCAUUGAUCUAUGGCGGAUCGGCCAAGUCUAAUUCUAGCUCCAGCGACGUCGAAUCAGCAAGUCGCUGCGAGCUUGGCGCAUUGGAUGGAAGCAAGAUCAAAGGAAAGAUUGUUCUUUGCAAGCACUUCCACAACGAUUCGCCGAAGAUGUCAAAGAUAGAAGGAUUGAACAACUCGGGUGCAGUUGGUGCGAUCUUGAUUGAUGACUUGGGAGUAGCCGUUGCUACCGCUUACGUCUCCUUUCCAGCGACUGAAGUCUCCUCGCAAGCAGCGGAAGAGAUACUCACCUACAUCAACUCCACCAAGAACCCAGUUGCCACAAUCCUUCCAACAAUCACAGUUACGAAAUAUAAGCCAGCACCAAUGGUGGCCUACUUCUCUUCAAGAGGGCCUUCUCCUCAAACUAGUAACAUUCUCAAGCCCGACAUCGCUGCUCCUGGAGUCAACAUCCUUGCAGCAUGGAUACCAAGCGACUCCUCAGAGGUUCCCCAAGGCCAGAAGAGUUCAGCAUUCAAACUUGUCUCCGGGACUUCCAUGGCCUGCCCGCAUGUUUCUGGAAUCGCGGCCACCAUCAAAGCUUGGAAUCCUACUUGGAGUCCAGCCGCUAUCCGGUCAGCAAUCAUGACCACAGCAACUCAGACGAACAACGAUGAGGCUUCACUCACAACUGACUCGGGAUCCACAGCGACGCCAUAUGACUAUGGAGCAGGGGAAGUAAGCCCAACAAGUGCACUGCAACCGGGUCUGGUGUAUGAAGUAGGAACCGAAGAUUACUUGCAGUUUCUGUGCAACUACGGAUACCAGUCAUCAGAAAUCAAACUCAUAACAACCAUUCCGGAUGGAUUUGAGUGCCCAGAGAACUCAAGCAAGGACUUGAUCUCCAAUCUGAAUUACCCGUCGAUCACCAUCUCGAGCUUGAUGGGGAAUGGAAGAAAGAUAGUGGACAGGACGGUCACCAAUGUGGGAGCUGAGGAGGAAACCACGUACGUUGCGAGCAUUCAGUCUCCACCUGGGAUAGACGUGAAGGUGACGCCCAGUAAACUGCAGUUCACGAAGAAUAUCAAGAAACUGAGCUACCAAGUUAUCUUUUCCGCUGUGAACUCUUCAACAAAAGGUGACCUCUUGGGUUCCAUCACUUGGUCAGAUGGAACAUGCAAGGUUAGAAGCCCAUUAGUAGUCAGCAGCAAUUGAGCGAAAUGCUUGGUCUUCCUGCAGAUGUGUAUCAGAUAAUUUACACAAAUGCUGUCGCAAUCAAAAUAAUAUUUUUAAAAAAAUCCACUUCAGUGGGAUAAUGAGACAGAAAGUUCAGAUCUUUUGACCACUAAUACACUAAGGAAUGAUUCAUCCAAUA
Phoenix dactylifera (date palm) is the source of this 2545-nucleotide messenger RNA. The record is from RefSeq and is a predicted model, not a curated record. NCBI's taxonomy places the organism in Eukaryota, Viridiplantae, Streptophyta, Magnoliopsida, Arecales, Arecaceae.